GCAGAUUAGACGCUCGUGAUCUACUCAUCCCGAUACUCGCAAACAAAGGUCAACACCACACACAGCUAGUACCAAAAUAGUGUGGAGAAGCCAACACAAUUCAAGUUCCCGGAUGCGUGUGGCUACCAUGGCAGCAAAUGCUUCUACUUCAUCCGACGGUCGUCUACUCGUCACCUCAAAGGGCAUAGGCCUAAGUGCAUCCGACUCCGCUCUCUUCGACUCGCAUUCCAGUCGCAAAACGAAUCCGUUCGGCAGCCAAGCAUCACUAAACCUCGAAACAAGCCGCUACACAUCAAAACCAGAAAGCGACGAUUCGGCCAUUGCGCCUGCGUGGUCGUCAAGGGGAGAGUGGAGGGAAGGCAGUGUCUUUAGCAUCCAAGAGUUCGGCCGGGUUGCAGUUCCACGGCUUCAUACGCAAUUGCGGAGCAUCAGAGGAGACCCAUCUAACGAGCCAGUGGCCGUAGAGCGCAAGAAGAGUCGAGACAAGAGACAAACUUGGAAGAGAUUGUUGCCUGGAAGUCUGAUGAGACGGUCAGGGAGGACAGACCGAGUGGGGAGUAAAGAUGAGGCGGCCGUGAGGCGUGUUGCGAUUGGUGUUGUUGGGGACAAGUGGCAGGAGGUGUCGAGGUUCGGGCUCGAGGCGUUGGGGAUUGUGGCUGGACGAUCGGGGAGGAGAGGGGUGGAGAGAGAGGUGGUGGUUGUGAAGGGGUUGGUGCCGGAUAGUUUGGCUGAUCGGACGCAGCAGAUUGCAGCUGGUGACCAUCUUGUGUCCGUCAACGAUCAAUUGAUUACCAUGGAUACGGUCACAGACGUUCUCCAGUCUCUUCACGGAUCGAAAGAGCUCAUUUUUAAGUCAACUCGAUCCAAAUCGGAUGCUCCAAAUGUCACCCUAAGACGGCAUCUCAGCACGACGACUCCUGCUCUUGUUCGGCUACUGGAUGGCUCUCCAACUCCCAUGUGGCAGUCAUUGAUGAGCUCAAUGCCUCAUGCAGUGAUGUAUCUUUCAUUGAAUGCAUCGGAUGAAGGGGGCGGCGGUCAGGACACGGUUGUGUAUCAGUAUCCUAGGAAGGAGAUUGAGUUCGCGUUGUCACAGAAGAUUGUUGCUUCACAUGGCGCAUUUCUGACGUUGAGCGAUUUGAUGAAGGAAGUAACUGGUGAAUGUGCAAAGACAUCAACUCUGGAGAUCGAUGGACGUCUAGCCCACAUUGCAUAUUGUCAGUGUGACCAAGAUAUUUUUGUGCUCGCCCUUCCAUCAGACAAAGCUCACAUUCACUCGGUUACUCAGUUUCUUGACGAUAUUGUUGCUUUACUGUCAUUACUGUAUGGAACAGUAGCAAAGGCAUUCUAUGAGAGAGCCAAUAGAAAACGAUUGGAUCACAUGUUUACGUUGGUGUUUGAGCGUUUGCUGAGUGUUGGGGAGUCAGGGUAUGUUGCUCGACUGAACGACACGCUACAUGGACUUCCACGACUUCCUCUUCAGGCAGAUUUGUUGGUCAAAAUCAGUAGCUGCCUCACGGAGCUUGAGUCGGACGAUCACAGUCAAUUGCUUGAUGUGUUGUUGUUGAGGAGAAUGUAUCAAGUAGGAGGUUGCUGUUUGUUCUACAAGGGCUAUCUAUUAGACACUCAUUUAUCAGACAUCGAAACUCAAGCCGUCGGUCUCUACUGUCGUUAUCACUGCCUUCUCACCGUCUCACAAAAGCAACGAGUUGGCCAACUGGUUGUGUGGACAGAGGUAUUUUUGCCUGCUACUCCUGGUCAGUCGGCAGUCUAUCAUCAGUUGAGACAACGAACAUUUCUUCUCAUCGUGGGCCUUGGUCAAACUCUACUCUGUGUGCUGCUAGAAAGCGGCGGCACUACACGCAAAGUGAGUGGUCAUCCAGGGCCGGACUCAUUGUACGUCGAUUUGGCCCAAGAAGUGCUAGCAAACCUCAGCACAAGAGGUUUAUUGGAUGCUUGUGAGACAAGACUUCAGUCUGCUCCUGUUCCAAGUAUUGGGCAGGUAGAUGAUGUGGUUGGCAUGCAGCAGAGGCCGUCGAGUGUCUUUAUGAAUCCUCGUAAAUUGUCUACUGCUGGAGGACGACGGCGUAGCGUAGCAUUUGGAAGAGAUCUUGACAACAUUGCUAGUACCAAAGAUACGUCCUACUGGAUGCAUCAUUUCAGUGAACAAGCCGGAGACCUAACCACCUCACUACGCUUACAAGGUCAGGCUGUUGCACAGAGUCUUACCGGCGACAAGAAAAAGUCACAACAUAAAUAUAAACGAAAUUCAAGUUUGGUUCCCGGAGACGAUGAAAUAGUUUAUCAUUAUGUGACUGUCAACUCUCUGAGUGGGGUCAUCAUCGCUCCAAUCCAGGGUGUCGUGAUUGGCGGCCAUUUACAUGCAGCAGUUGUGAGAAAUUUUUGUAAGGCGUGUGUCAUGAUUAGACACGUGCUGGUCAAACAGUCGGAGGUAUCUAUGAGUCUGACGGGUGUGUAUGAGCACGGCAUCUUGAUGAACUGCAGUGAUGCGAGUGGAGAGAAACACAAGACGUCUCUGUGCUACUGGGUUGUUGGACGGCUAAUGAGAAUUCCAGUUGAGAGAGAGUUCUACGUAUGUUUCCAUGAGACGGUAUCUCACAAUAUCGUCGAAAUGGUCUUCAGACUGACAUUAGGUGCCACAACAUGAUGUACGUACAACACGGUGCUCUCACAGUCUACAACACACGAAACAUCUUAGUUGGUCAUCAUCCUCAUACUCAUCCCUAGCAUACAAUACAACUGAACAUGUCACGAUGUAUGCAGGUUGGUGCUUGUGCAUUCUGGUUUGAUGAAGUAAGUUAAGAGUGUUAUGUGGAAAACUCACUGGAGAGAUCUUGUCACUCUUUUAUAUUUGAUUAGCUACAUUUUUAUAUUUAUUUGUUGUAAUAGAAAUUGUAGUGUGACAUUGUAGAGAGCAAAAUGAUGUUUUUAUUGCUUUUUGGUUUAUUUUGUCUGUGUAUUUAGUUGUACAUGAGCAAAAAUGAUGUAGUUAUACUU
Molecule: messenger RNA, 3015 nt
Organism: Corticium candelabrum
Lineage: Eukaryota; Metazoa; Porifera; Homoscleromorpha; Homosclerophorida; Plakinidae
Product: protein inturned-like
Exons: 16
Coding region: 113-2665 (850 amino acids)
Biological process (GO): establishment of planar polarity; nervous system development; cilium assembly
Cellular component (GO): cytoplasm; cilium
Molecular function (GO): protein binding
Source: RefSeq, a predicted model, not a curated record